GUGGGUGUGGUCAACAAAAAUGGACGUCGUUAGAGGAGUAAAGCAAUAUGUAUCAAGGAUGAUUGCUGAGGCUGGAACGGGCAUGAAGGUUCUUAUAAUGGACAAAGAAACGAUCAGUAUUGUUAGUAUGGUCUAUUCUCAGUCUGAUAUAUUACAAAAGGAAGUCUAUAAUUUCGAGUUAUUGAGUAACACAGGUCGUGAGGCAAUGAAGCAUCUCAGUGCCAUUUGUAUCAUAAGACCAACCAUUGAGAACAUUGAUCUGCUGUGCACUGAGCUCAAGACUCCGAAAUACGGCUCUUACUUUAUAUACUUUACUAACAGAAUAGACAGGGGCUCCAUUGAGAAACUAGCUUUGUGUGAUGACCAGGAGUCAGUGCGUGAAGUAAAGGAGUAUUAUGCUGAUUAUUUGGCCGUUGGGCAGCAUCUCUUUUCAUUUAAUAUUGAUCAUUUAACAACAUCUGGACUCGAGUACAAAAGAGUCUGUGAUGGUAUAGUAGCAGCUUUACUCUCCUUGAAGAAGAAACCUUACAUCAGAUACACUCACUCAUCCCGUGUCUCACAGAGACUAGCUGAUGACCUUUAUAGGAGCAUUAAUCAUCGUCAGGAGAGGGAACUGUUUGAUUUUCGAUCGGAUGUUCCUCCUCUGCUUUUGAUUCUUGACCGUAAAGAUGACCCUGUCACGCCACUCCUUAAUCAGUGGUCUUACCAAGCUAUGGUUCACGAGGUUUUUGGUAUUCAGAAUCAUCGUGUUGAUUUGUCAAGAGCUCCUGGUAUUACCAAAGAACUUCAAGAAAUUGUUCUCUCGCCUGAAAGCGAUGAGUUUUUCAGAGAGAACAUGUAUUUAAAUUUCGGUGAUAUUGGUGCUAACAUAAAGACAAUGGUGGACUCUUUUCAGGAGAAACAGAAAAGUCAUGCCAAGAUAGAGUCUAUUGCUGACAUGAAAGCUUUUGUUGAGAAUUACCCUCAGUUUCGUAAGCUGUCUGGAACUGUUGCUAAACAUGUCGCUGUGGUAAGUGAGCUGUCUCGCAUAGUAGCAGAGCAUCACUUGAUGGCUGUCUCUGAAACAGAGCAAGACAUAGUGACCCAGUCUGAAAAGAGCAACCACUAUAAGAAUGUUGAGUCGCUCAUUAAGAAUUCUGCUGUACGCAGUGUUGACUGUCUUAGGCUUGUUUUGCUGAUUGUAUUGCGAUAUGAAGGACAGCUGAAGAGAUCUGAGAUCGAUCAUUUAGUGAAGCUUUUGAGAAUGAGAGAAAUACCAGAUCAGAAACUUGAUCUGGUUGAUGCUAUAAUGGAGUCGUAUCGUGAAGAAAAGAGAACCAGUAAAUUAUUUGAGUCAAGCAAUCCUUUGACUAUGAAGAAGUUUCUAAGAGGAUUAAAGGGUGUUGAGAAUGUAUACACACGACACAAACCUUACCUUGUUGAUGUUUUAGAGAACCUUAUGAAGGGAAAGCUUCGUGAGAGUCAGUAUCCUUUCAUGGGAGACCCUUUGGGUGACAAGCCACAGGAUGUCAUAGUUUUUAUUGUGGGUGGAGCGACUUAUGCGGAGGCUUUUGCUGUAGCACAGAUGAACAGUUCUAAUCAAGGAAUGAGAAUAGUCCUUGGAAGCAAUACAAUAUUAAACUCUGAAAGCUUUAUGACAGAAAUUUUAAAGUCUUCACCACGGGAGAGUGCAAGGGAACGAUUCCGUCAGUUGCCUCCAGUUUAACUUUCUACUUUCUUUGCCUGCUCUUUCUUUAUUCUCUCUUUGUAUGUAUACACAUCUCUGCUGCCUUAAUGUGUGUAGUUUAAAAAGAUUUUAAUACAUUUUGUAUUUGUGACAUUUUGAUUUGACCGUAUUUACAUUGUUGAAAUUUAUAAUUA
Amphimedon queenslandica is the source of this 1860-nucleotide messenger RNA. RefSeq names its product vacuolar protein sorting-associated protein 45-like. Gene Ontology annotation, biological process: vesicle-mediated transport. NCBI's taxonomy places the organism in Eukaryota, Metazoa, Porifera, Demospongiae, Haplosclerida, Niphatidae. Bases 20 to 1705 code for a protein of 561 amino acids. The transcript has 15 exons. The record is from RefSeq and is a predicted model, not a curated record.